GGGGGGACGGUGCAAACGGCGUGGCCGCCAUCUUGUUUGUACCCCCGCUUCGCGCGCGCUGUUCUCCGUGACGCACGCUUCCCCUCCCCUCCGCGGUGCCCAGGCCUCUGCAUUGCCCUACUCCGCAGGAGCGCUGGGCGGCUCCUGCUCUUCCUUGGACUCCUGAGCAGAGGGCUUUGCCGAAUCUCUGCAUAUGCCCACGAUGACCUCUCAUGUGAGAUCAACCAAGGUAUUUCUAGAAGAGAUCUCAUCUACCUGCUGCUCUGUGAGGUUCUGCUGUAGGUGAGCAGAGGCUCCAAGAAGUGAUUUGCCCAAGAUCAUAAACGUAUAGCAGUUGUCAAAAUGUCCACAGAAGGAGGAUUUGGUGGUACUAGCAGCAGUGAUGCUCAGCAAAGCCUACAGUCCUUCUGGCCUCGUGUCAUGGAAGAAAUCCGGAAUUUAACAGUGAAAGAUUUCCGAGUACAGGAACUCCCACUGGCUCGUAUUAAGAAGAUUAUGAAACUGGAUGAAGAUGUGAAGAUGAUCAGUGCAGAAGCCCCUGUGCUCUUUGCCAAGGCAGCCCAGAUUUUUAUCACAGAGUUGACUCUUCGAGCCUGGAUCCACACAGAGGAUAAUAAGCGCCGGACUCUACAGAGGAAUGAUAUCGCCAUGGCAAUUACAAAAUUUGAUCAGUUUGACUUUCUCAUCGAUAUUGUUCCAAGAGAUGAACUGAAACCUCCAAAGCGUCAGGAGGAGGUACGCCAAUCUGUGACUCCUGCUGAGCCCGUCCAGUACUACUUCACGCUGGCUCAGCAGCCCACCGCCGUCCAAGUCCAGGGGCAGCAGCAAGGCCAGCAGACCACCAGCUCCACAACCACCAUCCAGCCUGGGCAGAUCAUCAUUGCACAGCCUCAGCAAGGCCAGAGCACACCAGUGACCAUGCAGGUUGGAGAAGGUCAGCAGGUACAGAUUGUCCAGGCCCAGCCGCAGGGUCAAGCCCAGCAGGCCCAGAGCGGCACUGGACAGACUAUGCAGGUGAUGCAGCAGAUCAUCACAAACACAGGAGAGAUCCAGCAGAUCCCGGUGCAGCUGAAUGCCGGCCAGCUGCAGUAUAUUCGCUUAGCCCAGCCUGUAUCAGGCACCCAAGUUGUGCAGGGACAGAUCCAGACACUUGCCACCAAUGCUCAACAGAUCACACAGACAGAAGUCCAGCAAGGACAGCAGCAGUUCAGCCAGUUCACAGAUGGACAGAGGAACAGCGUGCAGCAAGCUCGAGGCUCUGAGCUAACGGGAGAGGCAGAGCCCAGAGAAGUGAAAGCCACAGGAAAUGCAACUCCCUGCACCUCUUCCCCGCCCACUACACACACACCCUCACACCGUGCUGGUGCCUCCUGUGUCUGCUGCUCCCACCCCCAGCAGAGCUCUACAUCCCCUCCUCCCUCCGACGCCUUGCAGUGGGUGGUGGUUGAGGUAUCUGGGGCCCCCAACCAACUCGAGGCCCAUAGGGAGCUGCAUGCCCCUCUCCCAGGGGUGACCUCACUCUCUCCUCUCCACCCCUCGCAGCAGCUCUACCAGAUCCAGCAAGUCACCAUGCCUGCCGGCCAGGACCUCGCCCAACCCAUGUUCAUCCAGUCAGCCAACCAGCCCUCCGACGGGCAGGCCCCCCAGGUGACCGGAGACUGAGGGCUUGAGCUGGCAAGGCCAAGGACACCCAACACAAUUUUUGCCAUAAAGCCCCAGGCAGUGGGCACAGCGUCCCUCCCCAGAGGACCCGGCCGACCUGAACGCCUCCCGCAGGCUAGGACACUGGUGCACUACGCCUCAUGCCUGGGGGCCAAGAUUCUCCAAAAGAAGGAUGCAAUAUUUUUUAUUUUCUUUUCCACUUUUUCUUCUCCAAGGAAUCAGUAUUUCAGUAUGCUGAGCUGUGUGUCCAAUGCUAUGAAAUGAAAAUAUUAAAUAACAUAUUUAUGGCAUUUUCUUGAA
Messenger RNA from Pteropus alecto (black flying fox), 1962 nucleotides. RefSeq names its product nuclear transcription factor Y subunit gamma (gene NFYC). The transcript is spliced from 12 exons. The record is from RefSeq and is a predicted model, not a curated record. Gene Ontology annotation, cellular component: CCAAT-binding factor complex; nucleus. Gene Ontology annotation, molecular function: DNA binding; protein heterodimerization activity; DNA-binding transcription activator activity, RNA polymerase II-specific. Bases 343 to 1662 code for a protein of 439 amino acids. Gene Ontology annotation, biological process: regulation of DNA-templated transcription. NCBI's taxonomy places the organism in Eukaryota, Metazoa, Chordata, Mammalia, Chiroptera, Pteropodidae.